Molecule: messenger RNA, 414 nt
Organism: Phytophthora infestans T30-4
Lineage: Eukaryota; Oomycota; Peronosporomycetes; Peronosporales; Peronosporaceae
Exons: 2
Coding region: 1-414 (137 amino acids)
Cellular component (GO): mitochondrion
Molecular function (GO): methylcrotonoyl-CoA carboxylase activity
Source: RefSeq, a predicted model, not a curated record
AUGACGAGGCUUCGUGGAGCCAUUGAUGAGAGCGGAGAGUUUAAGUUUCGGGUAGGCAACCGCACGUUCAAGGGGACUGCUGUGAUUCACCAGCAGGAGCUUCAUCUCUUCUGCGACGACAAUAGCCAGCGCUACGACUACAAGUUCCACGUCCCGUUGCCCUCUUUCGAGCCGGCAAAGGGCAGCGCCAGUGCCACUGCACACAGCAAGAUCGUUGCACCGAUGCCGGGCAAGAUUAUUAAGGUACUGGUGAAGAAUGGCGACUCGAUCAAGACCGAUCAGCCGCUGCUGAUCAUGGAAGCCAUGAAGAUGGAGCACGUGAUCCGUGCCCCCAAAGAUGGCAAAGUGCAAGAGUUGUUCUGCGAAAAAGAUGAUUUUGUGACGGAUGGUCAUGUGCUAGUUGAGCUGGACUAA